AUGCGUGCCAGAAUUCGCAUGAGGCACCAGGGCUCACCAAAACAGUUGACGAGAGUGGGAUUCGAACCCACGCCCCCGAAGGGACUGGUGCCUAAAACCAGCGCCUUAGACCGCUCGGCCAUCUCGCCAUACAUACUCGUCGAAGGCAGCAGUUCAAAUGGAAUUCCCAGAUUUUCCACAGUUCCACAUGCGUGCCAGAAUUCGCAUGAGGCACCAGGGCUCACCAAAACAGUUGACGAGAGUGGGAUUCGAACCCACGCCCCCGAAGGGACUGGUGCCUUAAACCAGCGCCUUGGACCGCUCGGCCAUCUCGCCAUACAUACUCAAUCCGGAAGGCAGCAGUUCAAAUGGAAUUCCUAG
Molecule: messenger RNA, 360 nt
Organism: Necator americanus (New World hookworm)
Lineage: Eukaryota; Metazoa; Nematoda; Chromadorea; Rhabditida; Ancylostomatidae
Exons: 1
Coding region: 1-360 (119 amino acids)
Source: RefSeq, a predicted model, not a curated record